Cynara cardunculus var. scolymus (artichoke) is the source of this 1047-nucleotide messenger RNA. Its product is annotated as zinc finger protein WIP2-like. Gene Ontology annotation, molecular function: DNA-binding transcription factor activity. The transcript has 2 exons. Gene Ontology annotation, biological process: anatomical structure development; regulation of gene expression. Lineage: Eukaryota; Viridiplantae; Streptophyta; Magnoliopsida; Asterales; Asteraceae. The coding region runs from base 1 to 1047 and encodes 348 amino acids. Gene Ontology annotation, cellular component: nucleus. The record is from RefSeq and is a predicted model, not a curated record.
AUGAGUAAUGAUCAUCAACCAUACUCAAGACACUUCAAUGGAUCAUGGUUCAAUCUCAAUAGUACUCAGCAUCUGUCUUCUUUGUACUCUUCUUCACCUCCUCCUCCCUUUUCUUAUGCAUCUUUUUCUCGCUACUAUGAACCCUCACCUCCUUCUCCACCUCUCAGAGAAGCUCUUCCUCUCCUCAGCUUAAGCCCAGCAAGAAGAUUCAACCAUGAUCUAGAAUACCCUUUCGAUACUACUAAUGAUUCAUGUGCCAGCAGGUCCAUGGAAAUUGAUCCCAAUAGCAUGCCUUCUGAUGAUCAGGAGACUGUGACUGUGGCUCUACAUCUUGGGCUUCCAAGCCCCACCUUUUCUGAAGCUGAUCUAAUUUCAAGACUUUCCACUGAUACACAUAAUAAUAUUGAAAGCGAUCAUAAACAAGUGGAGAAGGAGGAGGAGGAAGAAGAAGGUACAAUUAGUAAUGGGUAUCUUACAAGCACACUAAACAAGGGUCAGUACUGGAUCCCUACUCCAACUCAAAUUCUGAUUGGCCCAACUCAGUUCUCUUGCCCUCUUUGCUUCAAAACCUUCAACAGAUACAAUAACAUGCAGAUGCAUAUGUGGGGGCAUGGAUCUCAAUAUAGAAGAGGCCCAGAAUCCCUAAGGGGAAUACAACCAACAGCCAUGCUAAGGCUGCCAUGCUACUGCUGUGCACCAAGGUGCCAUAACAACAUUGAUCACCCAAGGGCUAAACCACUCAAAGAUUUCAGAACCCUCCAGACACAUUACAAGAGGAAACAUGGGAUCAAGCCGUUCAUGUGCAGGAAAUGCAGUAAGGCCUUUGCGGUGAGAGGGGAUUGGCGAACCCAUGAAAAGAAUUGUGGGAAACUUUGGUAUUGCAGCUGUGGAUCAGAUUUCAAGCACAAGAGGUCUUUGAAAGAUCACAUAAAGGCAUUUGGAAAUGGGCAUGCAGCAUAUGGAAUUGAUGAUGAAUCUUGCUUUGAAUUUGAAGAAGAAGAAGCUGCUUCUGAGAUUGAUCAUCAAGACAACGACCACUUACAGUGA